Molecule: messenger RNA, 643 nt
Organism: Lycium ferocissimum
Lineage: Eukaryota; Viridiplantae; Streptophyta; Magnoliopsida; Solanales; Solanaceae
Product: protein SRC1-like
Exons: 1
Coding region: 191-460 (89 amino acids)
Source: RefSeq, a predicted model, not a curated record
UUGUUCUAUGGCGUCCGUUAGAGUAUUUUUUUUUUUUUCCUAAUAUUUUCCUAAAUUACCGGUGGUUUUUUUUUUUCUUUAUGGAAUUGUAGAUUAGUUUUGUAAGCAUUUACACGUACGUAAAAUGUCAAGAUUUUCCCUAUAAAUACCUACGUCAGUCACCAUUAAAGUGAUCACUCGAAUCGCAAAAAUGUCAGGAAUAGUGCACAAGAUAGAGGAGAAACUCCACAUGGGGGGAGACCACAAGGACGACGAUAAGAGGAAAGAGAAGGGCGAGGGACACAAGGAUAAGAUGAAGGAGAAGGGGGAGGGGCAUAGGGAGAGGAUCAAAGAGAAGCUACAUGGCGAAGAUCAUGAUCACAAGGAUGGAGAGAAGAAGAAAAAGAAGAAGAAGAAGAAGAAGGACAAGAAGGAGAAGAAGCAUGGCGAGGACGACGAUACUUGCGGCGGUAGCGCGUGAUUAGAUCUUAUCCCACCCAAGGACUCAUAUCCAUCCUUUCGCUCCUGGGUAUAUUUUGGGUUUUUGAUUCCUUAAUUCAUUCAUUUAGUAUUCCAUAUGUUACUGAGAAAGAAAUUUAAUAAAGAAAUGAAGACUAUAGGCACAUACUAAUAAUAUUAUUUGAACUUGUGACUUGAAAUAUGA